CGAAUCGGAAGACAGACGUUGCCUAGCAACACGCCCCCUUUCCGGAUUUCUCCGACGUCGGACAACCGAACACCGAGCAAGAAGUUUCGGAAUUCAAGAUGGCUGCGCGCCCUGUGUGACUUGCCCAGUUCGAAGCCGGAUUUGCUAGUCGUUUAGUUCUCAAGGAUGGAGCAGUCCCAACACUAAGGUUAACGGUCUUGCGUUGGAACCGCAGGCGGAAUAAUGUUCAACAGCAAUGGCUACUUACAACACGCUGCAGGACAGGAUCAGAGUAGCCAAGGAGCUGCUUGAGCAAGUGGACAAGAUAUGCAGUCGACAAGGCCGUGAGGUCGAGGGACGCGCUAAACUGUGCAGUAAACUCAGGGCUGAGCUCAAGUUCCUACAGAAGGUGGAGGCCGGCAAGGUUGUGAUCAAGGAGUCUCACCUGCAAAGCACCAAUCUCACUCAUCUAAGGGCCAUCGUUGAGUCAGCCGAGAAUCUAGAAAAUGUGUUGAGCGUCUUGCACGUGUUCACCUAUGAGGGACCUGAUGGACAGAAGCAGACGUUGGUGGUUGACGUGGUGGCAAACGGAGGACACACUUGGGUAAAAGCCAUCGGGCGCAAGGCGGAGGCACUACACAACAUCUGGCAAGGCCGUGGCCAGUAUGGGGAUAAAAGCGUGAUCCGGCAAGCUGAAGAUUUCCUUGAGGCCAGUCAGCAGCAGCCUGUGCAGUACAGCAACCCGCACAUUAUAUUUGCCUUCUACAAUGGGGUAUCCAGCCCUAUGGCAGACAAGCUCAAAGAAAUGGGCAUAUCUGUGAGAGGUGACAUUGUUGCUGUUAAUACAAUGCUUGAAGGUGGAGAAGAGGAGGAGGAAGAGGAGGAGGAAGAAGACAGUCAAGACAGGCACGGUGGUGAGGAAGAGGGUCAGGAGGGAGAAAAUGAUUUUUUGGUCGAGGAAGAAGAGGAUGCUGAUGACGACGAUAGUGACGACACAGACCUCAUGCACACCCGAGUUGAUCGAGACACCAUUGUGGCCAGCCUUGCCUUUCCUACUGAGGUGAAGGUAGAUGUGUGCAACAGGGUGAACCUCGACAUCACCACUCUAAUAACGUACGUGUCCUCCCUCAGCCACGGCAACUGUCACUUUACUUUUAAAGAGGUGGUGCUGACAGAGCAGGCCGCACAGGAACGGCAAGAGAAGGUCCUGCCCCGGCUGGAGGAGUUCAUGAAGGGAAAAGAGCUGUUUGCUUGUCAUUCUGCAGUUGAAGAUUUCCGCGUGAUCUUGGAUACGUUAGGAGGCCCGGGAGAAAAAUCCCGAGCUGAGGAGCUGCUAGCCAGACUCAAAGUGGUUCCGGACCAGCCGUCUGAGCGAACCAACCGCUUAGUUGCGAGCUCAAAAGUGAACCGUAGAUCACUGAUGAUCUUUGGGACAGGGGACUCGCUGCGGGCCAUCACUAUGACUGCGAAUAGUGGAUUCGUUCGCGCUGCUGCUAACCAGGGUGUGCGAUACAGCGUGUUCAUCCACCAACCUCGAGCACUCACUGAGGGGAAAGAAUGGAGAGCAACUCCAAUAUGACCGGGGCUGUUAAAGUAAUAACAUGUCAGCAAUUAAGAAGGUUAUUGCGUAAGACAUGGGGAGAUUUAUAUUGUAUAAGAGAGAACCAGACACUUGUAAGAGAGCCACUACUGUAUACUCGCAAAUAAAUAUCAUGGCUGACGCAGACACUCAGCAAUGUUUCUGUGGCUCUUUAUGUAAACUCGGUGCCUCCCUCGAAGGCCGCAUUUCAGUGCAAAGCCAGCAGAGAUGUCAAAUUAACCAAAUGUAUGAUUAAAUCAUAGCUUAUAGUGUCAAAAACAGUUUAAACAAAGGCAUAUACUUUCAUUUCAAAGCUCUUGACUAAAUGAGUGUUUUUCUUUUCACCUGGUAUUUUUGAUUUAAUCUUGGCACAUACAUUUACAUAAGAGUACAAAAUAAACACUCUUCAGAUGGCUUUACAACAUGAAGAAUAAUAUAUCUCUGUUAUCGAUGAAGCCAAGUCAUGUUGUGGUUUUAUUGUAAAAUGAUACAAAAUAUUUCUAUUGCAAAUAAAUCAUAUUAUUUUGAUCUUUCAA
Messenger RNA from Pimephales promelas (fathead minnow), 2094 nucleotides. It is a transcript of the gene c5h7orf25, whose product is annotated as chromosome 5 C7orf25 homolog. Lineage: Eukaryota; Metazoa; Chordata; Actinopteri; Cypriniformes; Leuciscidae. The record is from RefSeq and is a predicted model, not a curated record.